Mercurialis annua (annual mercury) is the source of this 1817-nucleotide messenger RNA. RefSeq names its product BOI-related E3 ubiquitin-protein ligase 1. The transcript has 4 exons. Gene Ontology annotation, molecular function: ubiquitin-protein transferase activity. The coding region runs from base 409 to 1512 and encodes 367 amino acids. The record is from RefSeq and is a predicted model, not a curated record. Lineage: Eukaryota; Viridiplantae; Streptophyta; Magnoliopsida; Malpighiales; Euphorbiaceae.
AAGAAGAGCCAAAUAAUAAAUGCAGCAGCAGGAGUAGUAUAGUAUUACGAUAAUAAAAACACGAGACCACACUCUUCCUUAACAAAAGCCAACCCCACGCCAUACAAACUAAUAGCCUCUCUCUCUUCCCCUCCCUCGCAUCUUCUUGAAAAUGAAAAGAUUGUAACACGGUGGUUUGAGUGGCGGCGGCGGUGGUAGUGGUGGUGGCCGGUUAGUAGUGGUUGUAGUAGUAAGAGUAAAUUCGUUUUUGAAAUUACCUGUCAUUGAAGACUCCGCCUUAUACUUCAUGCUUUCUUUGUGUUAGCGUUUAUUGCUUCUUCUUAUUCUUCUCUCUCUCUCUCUCUCAAUUUUUUUAUAUUUAUAAAACCAUAAUCUUUUUUCUUUCAUUUUAUUUUAUACUCUUCUUCAAUGGCUGUUCAAGCUCAAUACCCUUCCAAUGUUCUUCUCCUCAACAGAAACGGGCAAGAAGGUCAUGAUUAUCCAUUGCAGUUGCAGCAACAACCGGCCGGCGGAUUGUUUCUUGAUCAAUCUCAUAUUUUAUUCACCGCCGCUAAUGGAGGAGCUGCAGGUUCUAAUACCAAUAAUAAUAAUCAUCAACGGAAAAGAGCAAGAGAAGUAAUAACAGCAACGCCACCGGGCGGCGGAGGAGGAGGCGGAGGAGGGCAUAUUAAUCAAUUCUCUUCUUCUUCUUCUGUUAUGCUACCUCAUCAUCAACUAAUAAGCCUUUCUCAACUCCAUAAUCAGAAUCAGAACCACCCAUCUCAGCCAAAUGUCAACGUCUCCACCGGUCUCCGAUUAUCUUUCGGCCAUGAACAGCCACCGCAGCAGCAUAAUUAUAAUAAUUAUAACCCACAUCAACCAAUGACUGGCUCCACAGCUUUUAUUUCUUUAUUAUCUGAAGAUUUCUCCGCUCAAAUUAAACGCCAAAGGGACGAAAUUGAUCAAUUUCUUCAUGCCCAGGGAGAGCAAUUGCGGCGUACAUUAGCAGAAAAGAGGCAACGGCACUACCGUGCGCUACUAAGCGCAGCGGAAGAAUCUAUUACCAGGAAAUUAAGAGAAAAGGAAACUGAGGUCGAGAAAGCCACUCGCCGUAAUGCCGAGUUAGAAUCACGCGCCGCUCAGCUCACGGUCGAGGCACAAGUUUGGCAAGCGAAAGCGAGGGCACAGGAAGCGACGGCGGCGUCUCUGCAAGCGCAGCUGCAACAAGCUAUAAUGAGUGGCGGAGGCAGUGGAUUGGGGGCGGUAGAUAAUCGUAGAGGGGAUGACGGAUUGGGUUGCUCCGCCGGAGGAGUGGAGGGGCAAGCGGAGGAUGCGGAGUCUGCUUAUGUAGAUCCGGAGCGGGUUACGGUGUCGAGUGGGCCCAGUUGUAAGAGCUGCCGUAAACGGACGGCGACGGUGGUGGUGCUGCCGUGUCGGCAUUUGUGUAUGUGUAGAGAAUGCGACCAAGUAGCUCAAGCUUGCCCUGUUUGCCUCCAACUAAAAAAUUCUAGUGUUGAGGUUUUUCUCCAUUGACAUCAAAAAGCCCGCCCAGUCACUAUGGACCAAGCCCAUUUUGUGGCCCAGCCCAUUGGAAGUAAAAAUGCUUUUAGGAUGAAAAAGACUUAAAAAAAAUUAAAUAAUGCUGAGUAUAAUAAAAUUUUACAUUUUCAAAUUUUUAAAAAUUGGGGUUACAUAUUAGCACACCCUAGACUGAAUUUAUAAUUAUUUUUUGAAUUUUUUGUUUUCGUUUUUCCCCUCUUAAUGUACAUGGCCAUAUGGAUGGUGCAAUUUUCUUUUCUUUUGAAAUUAAAUUUAUAUAUAAAUUCUUUUAUUUGAUA